AUGGAGGAUGACUCUUCUGAUCUCUCGGAGCUGAGUUCCCCACCGGCUUCUCCUCAACCUCCUCCGAGCUUCAUUCCCUCGCCGCCUCCAUCCCAAGACGCGGACGAGUCUAGCGCCGCACGCGGCCAAGACGGUCUCCCCCCCACCAGGAAGAAGCGACGUGUAGCCGCCCCCAAGGAGCGCAGAACACAUCACCUCGAUCUGUCAGGAGAGAUCAGCUGUGGUGAACAGCAGUCACAGAUCGAUAUCCUGACUAAGACUCUGCGUCGUCACCGCAAAAUCGUUGUCAUCGCUGGUGCCGGUAUCUCCACGUCUGCAGGCAUUCCUGACUUUCGCUCGACUGAUGGUCUCUUCAAAAGCCUUCAGAAAAAACACAAUCUCAAAGCGUCGGGCAAGCUGCUGUUCGAUGCUGCUGUCUACCAGGAUGAGACCCUGACCGCCUCCUUCCAGGACAUGGUGCGGUCGCUGUCCGAGGAGGCGGCCAAGACCUCCCCGACCGCGUUCCACCACAUGCUGGCCCGUCUAGCCCGGGAGAACCGUCUCACUCGACUCUACACUCAGAACAUUGAUGGCAUCGAGACUUCAAUGCCUCCGCUGGCGACGCAGAUCCCCUUGAACAAUAAGGCUCCUUGGCCGCGCACGAUACAAUUGCACGGGAGCCUCGACAAGAUGGUCUGUCAGAAGUGCCGUCACCUCGGCGACUUUGAUCGCGAAAUGUUCAACCGACCAGAUGCUCCUGAAUGCCCCGAAUGCUCGAAAAACAACCAGUUUCGUAUGGAGACCGGCCAGCGCAGCCACGGAAUUGGAAAAAUGCGACCGCGGAUUGUCCUGUACAAUGAGCACAACCCGGACGAGGAAGCCAUCGCGUCGGUGAUGAAUGCGGAUGUCCGCUCCCGACCGGACGCAUUGGUCGUCGUUGGCACCAGCCUGAAGAUCCCUGGCGUGCGCCGCCUGGUGAAGAGCCUGUGUUCGGUGAUCCGAACUCGUCGCAACGGUGUCACUAUGUGGAUCAACAACGAGCCGCCUAGUGGCAAGGAAUUCGAAGAUUGCUGGGAUCUGAUGGUCAAGGGUGAUUGUGAAGAGGUCGCACGGCUUGCAGGGCUGAAACAGUGGGACGACGACUCGACCGAGGUCUUUGACGAGUGUAAUUCUUCCGAGGUCGAGCGGGUGAAGAAGGAACAAGGUGCCGUAUCCAUUGUCAUCCAGACGCCGAAGAAGAAGCAGAAGACGCAGACAGGAUUUCUUACGCCUUCCUCUAGCCACGACGAGGAUGCAACAGCACUGCGGCAUAAGCAACCGUCAAUCGGCGUCUGCCCCAACCCUGCCAGCCGAGGACGGUCCCUCAAAGACGUGCUCAUCACUGCCAAAACCGACCAACCAAAGAAGGUUGCUUCAAAGAAGAGCGCGUCCAAGAAGCGAGCCACCAAGAAAGCUGAGGCCGCGAGCAAUGCGAAAAUCACCACCUUUAGCCGAGUCACCAAGGGUACUCGAGCAGCCGGGAACGCGGGCAAGGCUGUCAAAAUGGAGAAGGAUGAUUCGAAACCGAUGCAUCCGCUUCCGCCUGGUGCGGCGCGCACUAACGGGCCUCUCUUCCCUCACCUGGUCGGUAAGGGGAACACUUCUCCGUGCGGUGAACUCUGGAGUAACCCUGACACGAUCUCUCCCAAAUCGGUUCCGAAGGGCAUGAAAGAUCUCUUGAAUCCCCCAAGCCCGUGA
Molecule: messenger RNA, 1716 nt
Organism: Aspergillus clavatus NRRL 1
Lineage: Eukaryota; Fungi; Ascomycota; Eurotiomycetes; Eurotiales; Aspergillaceae
Product: putative SIR2 family histone deacetylase (Hst4)
Exons: 2
Coding region: 1-1716 (571 amino acids)
Biological process (GO): replication-born double-strand break repair via sister chromatid exchange; pericentric heterochromatin formation; regulation of DNA repair
Cellular component (GO): mating-type region heterochromatin
Molecular function (GO): NAD+ binding; histone deacetylase activity, NAD-dependent
Source: RefSeq, a predicted model, not a curated record